AAAUAAUAGCUGGAGUUUCUACGUACGACUUUGUAGGUAUGACACUUAGUAUUUAGAGAGCGUUCGGCGAAGAAUGAAUAAAUCAGCGACUCAUAUAAGAUGAACCUGCAAAAUGCGGUUGUACUACAGGAUGAAACAGAAUCUCCUAAUUUAGAGAAUUCAGUGAUUGGAUUCGGAGAUGACGCACAACUGCGCUUCAAAAUAAGCAAUACAGGAUUUCUACAAUUAAAUUAUGAUAUUAUGGAAGAAGGAAUUUACAAUUUCUGUGCAAUGCUGAAUAACGAACGUCGUAUACAAUCAUCGAAUUUAAGAUGUGCGGUGAAACAGAUCGUGACGAAAACGGGUGUACAAGUUUUUUACGUCUAUGGCUCUGGCAUUCUUUCAGGAAGUUGUGAAAAAUUAACACAAUUCACUAUAAAAACCACUGAAAAGAUUUACAAUCCUGAUUUAAGCAACAGAUUACAAAUAUCUAUCAUAGAUCCAAAUAGACAUAUUUUGAAAAAAAACGUAACUAUUAAAUCAGUUCAAGAAGGAAUAAUACAAGUUGAUUAUACUCCUAUAAUACCAGGAGUACAUGAUGUCUUGUUUAUGUUGGACAACGUUAAAAUAUGGAAAAGUCCUUUUAAGGUUACAGUUAAACAUGAUGGAGUACAAUCAGAAAAAUGCUUCGACGAAGAAAUAAAAUUUAGAUUACCGCAUACGAUAAGAAGAGAUAUUAUUAGUCAAUACGUGGUGUUCCUCAGAAACGAAAACAUGAUUUAUCAUGGGAAACUUAUACCAAAACCAGAUGGCUCUGUCAGCGUAGCAUUCAUACCACAGAGUGAAAGAAUACACCAUGUAUAUGUCAUGAAAAAUUGUUCAAUGAUACAGGUAAACCCGAUCAUGAGUAUUGAUGUAAAUAAAAGUAUGCUUGCUCAAGCACACAAAGUCCUGAUAACGGGACAAGCCACAGAACUGGGAUAUACGAACGAGGAUAACGAGUUUGGAGUUGAUUUUACAGCUGCGGGAUAUGGACAAUUAUGUGUUAAAAUGACAGGCCCUAGCAAGGCCAACAUUAACAUUCAACCUUCUGAAGAAAGAUGUGCUAAGGUCACAUAUAAGGUGGCCUUAUCGGGUAAAUACUGCCUGGAAAUUUUUUAUUCGUCUAAAUUAGUAGCUGCAUUUCCGAAAAUAAUAUCCAUUGCCAACCGGUGUAAUCCACGAACUUCAUAUGCAGCGGUGCUUAAGAGUCUGCUCAAUAGAUUUUAGUUGCUGAUUGCUGCUGUGCUCCAGACAAUUAACAUUAAAUUUAUCGUUUAUUAUUUUGUUUUAAUACAAAAGUUGUACUUGCUAUAUUGAACUGUAAAAAUAAUGAAAUAAGAUAAAAAUAGUCGUUGAA
Nasonia vitripennis (jewel wasp) is the source of this 1378-nucleotide messenger RNA. RefSeq names its product filamin-A. The transcript is spliced from 4 exons. NCBI's taxonomy places the organism in Eukaryota, Metazoa, Arthropoda, Insecta, Hymenoptera, Pteromalidae. Bases 100 to 1248 code for a protein of 382 amino acids. The record is from RefSeq and is a predicted model, not a curated record. Gene Ontology annotation, biological process: actin cytoskeleton organization. Gene Ontology annotation, molecular function: actin filament binding.